Messenger RNA from Arxiozyma heterogenica, 2304 nucleotides. RefSeq names its product 5-methyltetrahydropteroyltriglutamate-homocysteine S-methyltransferase (gene MET6). Gene Ontology annotation, molecular function: 5-methyltetrahydropteroyltriglutamate-homocysteine S-methyltransferase activity; zinc ion binding. NCBI's taxonomy places the organism in Eukaryota, Fungi, Ascomycota, Saccharomycetes, Saccharomycetales, Saccharomycetaceae. The record is from RefSeq and is a predicted model, not a curated record. The transcript has a single exon. Bases 1 to 2304 code for a protein of 767 amino acids.
AUGGUUAAAUCCGCAGUUUUAGGUUUUCCAAGAAUUGGUCCUAAUAGAGAGUUAAAAAAAGCUACAGAGGCCUACUGGAAUGGUAAGAUUUCUGUAGAUGAAUUAUUCAAAGUGGGUAAAGAAAUUAGAGCUGCCAAUUGGAAGUUACAAAGGGAUGCUGGUGUGGAUAUUAUUGCAUCCAACGAUUUCUCCUUUUAUGAUCAGAUCCUUGACUUGGAAGUCUUGUUCAAUGUUAUCCCAGAACGUUAUGCCAAAUAUGACUUACCAUUAAUUGAUACACUUUUCGCUAUGGGUAGAGGUUUGCAAAGAAGGGCUACUGAAACUGAAAAGGCCGUUGAUGUUACCGCCUUAGAAAUGGUUAAGUGGUUUGAUUCUAACUACCACUAUGUGAGACCAACUUUCUCCCAUUCUACUACUUUCAAAUUGAAUGGUCAAAAGCCAGUCGAUGAGUUCUUAGAAGCUAAAGAAUUAGGUAUUCAAACUAGACCUGUUUUAGUCGGUCCAGUAUCUUUCUUACACCUAGGUAAGGCUGACAAGGAUUCUUUGGAUUUAGAUCCAUUAUCCUUACUGGACAAGUUAUUACCACUUUAUGUUGAAAUCUUAAAAAAAUUGGCUGCUGCUGGUGCUGUUGACGUUCAAAUUGAUGAACCUGUCUUAGUCUUAGAUUUACCACAAAAUGUUCAAGAUGCUUUCAAGACUGCUUACACCAAGCUGGGUCAAGAAGCGGGUUUACCAAAUAUCAUUUUAACUUCUUACUUUGGUACUGUCGUUCCAAACUUGGAAGCUAUCAAGGGCUUACCAGUUGGCGGUUACCACUUCGAUUUUGUUAGAGCUCCAGAACAAUUUGAACAAGCUGCUUCUAUUAUUGGUGACAACCAAACUUUAUCUGUUGGUAUUGUCGAUGGUAGAAAUAUUUGGAAGAAUAAUUUUGCUAAGUCUUCUGAAUUUGUCAACAAAGCUAUCGCAAAGUUAGGUCAAGACAGAGUUGUUGUCGCUACUUCUUCCUCUUUAUUACACACACCAGUUGACUUAGAAAAUGAAAAGAACUUAGAUGCUGAAUUAAAGAACUACUUCUCUUUUGCCACUCAAAAGUUGACUGAAGUCGUUACUAUUGCUAAGAAUGUCUCCGGUGAGGAUGUUUCUGCUGCUUUGGCUGCUAAUGCAGAAGCUAUUAAGGCUAGAACCAAUUCUUCUUUGAUUAAUGAUCCAGCUGUUCAAGCUAGAGUUGCUUCCAUCGAUAAAAAGAUGUCUACUAGAGCUGCUCCAUUCGCCACUAGAUUACCUCUUCAACAAAAGAGAUUUAACUUCCCAUUAUUCCCAACCACCACUAUCGGUUCUUUCCCACAAACCAAAGAUAUUAGAAUUAACAGAAACAAGUUUGCCAAGGGUACUAUCACUGCUGAAGAAUACGAAAAGUUCAUUGAAUCCGAAAUCGAAAAGGUUAUCAGAUUCCAAGAAGAAAUCGAUUUAGAUGUCUUAGUUCAUGGUGAGCCAGAAAGAAACGAUAUGGUUCAAUACUUUGGUGAACAAAUUAAAGGUUAUGCUUUUACUACUAACGGUUGGGUUCAAUCUUACGGUUCCAGAUAUGUUAGACCACCAAUUAUUGUCGGUGACUUAUCUAGACCAAAGGCUAUGUCCGUUAAGGAAUCUGUCUAUGCCCAAUCCAUUACUAAGAAGGCUGUCAAGGGUAUGUUAACUGGUCCAAUUACUUGUUUGAGAUGGUCUUUCCCAAGAGAUGAUAUUGAUCAAAAGACUCAAGCCUUCCAAUUAGCUUUGGCUUUGAGAGAUGAAGUCAACGACUUGGAAGUCGCAGGUAUUAAGAUUAUCCAAGUCGAUGAACCAGCCUUAAGAGAAGGUUUGCCAUUAAGAGAAGGCACUGAAAGGGCUGCUUAUACUGUCUGGGCCGCUGAAGCCUUCAGAAUUGCUACCUCUGGUGUGGCCAAUGACACUCAAAUUCACUCUCACUUCUGUUAUUCUGACUUGGAUCCAAAGCAUAUUAAGGCUUUAGAUGCUGAUGUUGUCUCUAUUGAAUUCUCCAAGAAGGAUGACGCUAACUAUAUUGCUGAAUUCCGUGAUUAUCCAAACCAUUUAGGUUUCGGUUUAUUCGAUAUCCACUCUCCAAGAGUUCCAUCGUUAGAAGAGUUCACUGCUAAGAUUGAGAAUAUCUUAAAGACAUAUCCAGCUGAAAAGUUCUGGGUUAACCCAGACUGUGGUUUAAAGACAAGAGGUUGGGAAGAAACGAGAGAAUCUUUGACUAAUAUGGUUGCUGCUGCUAAGCACUUCCGUACCAAGUACCAAAAAUAA